GAGAGAAGUCCAGACGAUUCAGCGACCGCUCUUGACGAAGCUAUAAAAGCGUCACCCCACAAGGCCACAACUCGUCCCAACCCAAUCCCAAUCCAGAGCGAAGAUCGCGAUCAGAGCAGGAGCAGGCAACGCGCACCGAAAUCUUCCAAUCCACAAGACUCGCUACUUCGCAGUUGGCAGACUCGCCCGCAGCGAGCCGCUAGCAACCAAGCAGAAAUGUCGCUGGUGAGGCGCGGCAGCGUGUUCGACCCAUUCUCCGUGGACCUCUUCGACCCCUUCGACAGCGUGUUCCGCUCCAUCGUGCCGUCGUCGUCGUCGGCGGCGGCGGCCUCCGAGACCGCCGCCUUCGCCAGCGCCCGCAUCGACUGGAAGGAGACGCCCGAGGCGCACGUGUUCAAGGCCGACCUCCCCGGCGUGAAGAAGGAGGAGGUGAAGGUGGAGGUGGAGGACGGCAACGUGCUGCUCAUCAGCGGGCAGCGCAGCAGGGAGAAGGAGGACAAGGGCGACAAGUGGCACCGCGUGGAGCGCAGCAGCGGCCAGUUCGUGCGGCGCUUCCGCCUCCCCGAGAACGCCAAGACCGAGGAGGUGAGGGCCGCGCUGGAGAACGGCGUGCUCACGGUCACCGUGCCCAAGGCCGAGGUCAAGAAGCCUGAGGUUAAGAGCAUCCAGAUCUCCGGCUGAAGAAGACAUGGACGCGAGGUGAAUGGUCGCGUCGCGUUCGCGUCGCGGCGUCGGGUCUUGGGUUUCAGCGACGCGACUCGUGUGUGUGGUACUGUGGUUGCUCUGCUUUGGUAUGUCUGGUGUGUACGUGUGCUGUUCAGUGUUUCGUGGUCAUCGUCUGUACAUUGUGCUGUUCGGUGAGCUCCCCGACUCAGUGUGUUGUGUUCUGCGAGUGAAUAAAUAAAAACAAACCAGCUGUCGUCUCGUGUAGUA
Messenger RNA from Zea mays, 933 nucleotides. RefSeq names its product 16.9 kDa class I heat shock protein 1. Lineage: Eukaryota; Viridiplantae; Streptophyta; Magnoliopsida; Poales; Poaceae. The coding region runs from base 217 to 681 and encodes 154 amino acids. The transcript has a single exon. The record is from RefSeq and is marked validated.